Molecule: messenger RNA, 528 nt
Organism: Funneliformis caledonium
Lineage: Eukaryota; Fungi; Glomeromycota; Glomeromycetes; Glomerales; Glomeraceae
Source: the annotation of a GenBank genome assembly
AUGAAACCUGAUAAUAUUCAAGAGAAUGAUAAUGAUCGAGAACAAGCUUCAACAUCCAAAAAAGAUUUCAGAAAUGAUUAUAUAUUUGUUCAAGACAAAGUUCUAGAUAUUCAACAAAAUGAAUCUGAUGAUGAUCUUGAGUCUGCUCUUAUCUUAUUACUUUCUAAAAAAAAAACCAAAGGAGGUGAUUUAGAAUAUGCUUUUGAAUCACUGCUUUCAAAAGAAAAAGCUAAAAAGGAUCAUGAUCAAAAUGGAAAUGAUCUUAAUUUAACUGAUCGAUUAUUAUUAAAUAGGAAGGAUCAUCAACACCAAAAUCUUGAUUCAUCUGAUCGGUCAUUAUUAAACAGAAAGGAAUAUCUCUAUUCAAAUUUAUCUAUUAGGUCAACUAAUGAAAAUUAUAAUAAAGAUGAUCAAUCUGAUUUGAAUUUUAGAUUGUUACCUACCAAACGACUUUCUAAAGGAUUGAAUACUGAAGAAAACGAUUAUCCAAGAAAAUUACCUACAAAAUCUUAUAGUUUAAACAUGUAA